CGGGCGGAGACGCCGGAAGUCGAGCGGAGACGCCGGAAGUCGGGCGGAGACGCGGGAAGACGGGCCGCGGCCUCCGGGCCCCUGUCGGAAGCGGGUCGCCAGCGCUGUGGUUCUUCGCAGACGCAGCCGGCUUUGGGGUUCGGGCUGCGCGGCUGCCACGGAGUGUUCCGAGGCGCUCGCGAACGCGUCUGCGGGCCACAAUGUCGCACCCGUCACCCCAGGCUAAGCCGUCCAACCCCAGUAACCCCCGAGUCUUCUUGGACGUGGACGUCGGAGGGGAGCGAGUUGGUCGAAUUGUCUUGGAAUUGUUUGCAGAUAUUGUACCCAAAACUGCAGAAAAUUUUCGUGCAUUGUGUACAGGAGAAAAAGGCAUUGGACCCAGCACUGGGAAACCUCUACAUUUCAAAGGAUGUCCUUUCCAUCGUAUUAUUAAGAAAUUUAUGAUUCAGGGUGGAGACUUCUCAAAUCAGAAUGGGACAGGUGGAGAAAGUAUUUAUGGUGAAAAAUUUGAAGAUGAAAAUUUCCAUUAUAAGCACGAUAAGGAGGGAUUACUGAGCAUGGCAAAUGCAGGCCGCAACACAAACGGCUCUCAGUUCUUCAUCACGAUGGUUCCGACUCCUCACUUGGAUGGCAAACACGUGGUGUUUGGCCAAGUGAUUAAAGGAAUGGGUGUGGCAAGGAUUCUGGAGAAUGUGGAGGUGAAAGGUGAAAAACCUGCCAAAUUGUGCGUGACUGCCGAUUGCGGAGAACUGCAGCGCAGGGAUGAUUGGGGAAUGUUCCCCACGGAUGGAUCUGGUGACAGUCACCCAGACUUCCCCGAGGACGCAGACGUAGACGCAAAAGACGUAGAUAAAAUUUUAUUAAUAACGGAAGACUUGAAAAACAUUGGAAAUACUUUUUUCAAAUCCCAGAACUGGGAGAUGGCCAUUAAAAAAUACACAAAAGUUUUAAGGUACGUGGAAGCCUCGAAGGCUGCUACUGAGAACGCAGGCGGAGCAAAGCUGCAGCCUGUCGCUUUGAGCUGCCUGCUGAAUAUCGGUGCCUGCAAACUGAAGCUGUCCGACUGGCAGGGAGCAGUCGACAGCUGUUUGGAGGCCCUUGAAAUAGAUCCAGCAAAUACCAAAGCACUGUACCGUAGAGCCCAAGGAUGGCAAGGACUAAAAGAAUACGACCAAGCACUGGCUGAUCUUAAGAAAGCUCAGGAGAUAGCACCAGAGGAUAAAGAUACUGCAGAACGCCUGUUACAGGCCAGGCUCCAGUCACGCUGCAGAAAGCACAAGUCAGGGUCGCUGCCUUCAGCUUACACUCCAGCCGCUUUCCACAUGUCUGAAGACUGUUUUCUCUGCUGUCCUGUAAUUCUAGAUGGAAGAGCAGCAUUAGAAGACACAGUAUUUAGGGCGAAUUUAGUGUUUGGGACCAUGUCUUAAGCUGAACGUGGCCAUGACCUAAGUAUUCUAGCUACUGAAUAUGUUUUAGGAAAGGUUUGGAAAGCUGUGACAAAAAUAAGCCUGUUUUUCAGGUAAACCAAGUACAAAUGGUGAUUCUAGGUCUAGAUGUGGAAAUAGGUCUUUGGGGAGGCACUUCAGUGGGGUCCCCCCUCUGAUGGGCAAAGGCACAUCUGUGUGUAAUUCAGUUCUCUCGGUGGACAGUCUCCUAAAGUUGUGCUCUGUGGUUUUUAUGUUUGGUCGCUUUCUCCAAGUAAAA
This is a messenger RNA of Kogia breviceps (pygmy sperm whale), 1704 nucleotides long. NCBI's taxonomy places the organism in Eukaryota, Metazoa, Chordata, Mammalia, Artiodactyla, Physeteridae. The record is from RefSeq and is a predicted model, not a curated record.